Molecule: messenger RNA, 2369 nt
Organism: Frankliniella occidentalis (western flower thrips)
Lineage: Eukaryota; Metazoa; Arthropoda; Insecta; Thysanoptera; Thripidae
Product: hrp65 protein
Exons: 12
Coding region: 116-1885 (589 amino acids)
Biological process (GO): regulation of DNA-templated transcription
Cellular component (GO): nucleus
Molecular function (GO): RNA binding
Source: RefSeq, a predicted model, not a curated record
UGCAGACGCUUCUCUUCGGAAAAGACGCCAUCGCAGAUUUCGUCCGUCUUCGUCACCCGGCCUCAGGCAGCUCCCUGCGCUUCGCUGCUUGAUUUCCUUGGCCAAUUUGCAAGUAAUGGCUGCUCCAAACGCGGAGGUGAAGCCCGAUGUUGCUGCUCAAAAUCAGCAACAGCAACAGCAGCAAGGGAAACCCGAAGGUUCUGGUAAUUUUCACGGUGGACAUGGAGGACGCGGCGGCGGAGGCAGCCGAGGUGGUCCCGGGGGUAGACGCUUCAGCGGCCCCGGCAGGGAUCAUAGCAGAGGAUCUAGAGGUGGUCCCGGAGGCAACGAUAUGAACUCUGGAAAUAGGAGCUCCAUGAACUCUCCAGGAAACAGAGGGGGUGCUGUUAGCACUCCUGGCAAUCGUGGAGGACCUCCUAGUAGAAUGAGCACUGGUUCUACUAAUACUCCCAAGGUAAAAUCCGAGGCAGAUGACAACACUCCGAAUCGCAUGCAGAACAGCCUGAAUCAGCGUCCUCGGGGUGUCUUCAGAGGUGGUCCAAAUAGAGACGACAGACCUCGUGGUGGUCAAGAGGACCGAUUCAAUGAGAAACUUUCAACAUUGGCUGGCCCAACUCAUGACCUCCCUCCCCUAGACCUAUCAGAGAAAAAGUUUUCUGGGAAAAACAGGCUUUAUAUUGGUAAUCUUACCAAUGAUGUUACAGAAGAGGAAAUCACCAGUCUUUUCCAAAAGUUUGGUGAAACUUCUGAACUUUUUGUCAACAAGGAAAAGAACUUUGCUUUCAUCAGAAUGGACUUCCAUGUCAAUGCAGAGAAAGCUAAGCGGGAGCUUGAUGGCUCUAUGCGAAAGGGGCGGCCUUUGAAGGUUAGGUUUGCUCCUAACAGCACAGCUGUCAAGGUGAAGAACUUGACUCCCUAUGUCACAAAUGAACUGCUUGAUAAGGCUUUCUGUAUUUUUGGAGAUAUUGAACGUGCAGUUAUUAUCACUGAUGAACGUGGCAAAUCUACUGGAGAAGGCAUUGUAGAAUUUGCCCGAAAGCCUGGUGCACAAAUGGCUCUGAGAAGGUGCUCUGAAGGGUGCUUCUUCCUCACAUCCUCACUUCGCCCUGUCAUCCUUGAGCCAAUAGAACAAUUAGAUGAUAUUGAUGGUUACAGUGAAAAAGUAAUACCAAAGAAGAGUUCAGACUAUAUGAAAGCCAGAGAGGUGGGACCACGUUUUGCGUCUCCUGGAAGCUUUGAGUAUGAAUAUGGUACACGCUGGAAGCAGAUGUAUGAAAGGCGCAAGCAGAAGGAGGAAGCACUGCAACGAGAAAUGAAAAUGGAGGAGGAAAAGCUUGAAGCUCAAAUGGAAUAUGCCAAGUAUGAGCAUGAAACUGAGAUGCUCCGUGAACAGUUAAGACAACGCGAGCUUGACCGAGAAAGACAAAAGAGGGAUUGGGAGCUCAAAGAAAGACAAGCAGAGGAGCAACGACGCCAAGAUGAGGAAAUUAUGCGCCGACAGCAGGAGGAUAUGUCCAUGCGCAUGCACCACCAAGAAGAAGAAUUGCGGCGGCGCCAGCAAGAGAAUUCUUUGUUUAUGCAGGCUCACCAGCUUAGCAGUCUCCUUGACCAACAAGAACAAGCCAUGGGAAACCGAGGAAAUUAUGAGUCUCCUCAAGGUGGAGAUGCACCUAUGCGUGAUUAUGAUGCAGCUGCAGGACAAGGACAAAUUCCAUCGGAUCCUAAGGCUUUCAUGGACGCUUACGAGCGUGGAGGCCGCUACGACAACCAACGAGGAGACAUGAUGGACGAUAUGGCCAAUGGUGGUGGCCGUAAUCGAUCUCGCUGGGGUGCUCCUGAAAGGGCUAGGGUUGAUGACUACCAGGCGAAGAGGAGACGCUUUUAAUGAAAUUGUAAAUUAUUGACUAUUAGGAGGCUUUGCUCACAUGAGCUUUCAACCUUCUCAAUGGGACGGAGUUUAUCUAUCUAGGACAUAUUUACAGCACUCUCAUUAAAAUAUAUGAAUUAAAUUUAAUGCAGAUUAUUGCAGUCAUCUCUUGAGUAUAUACUUCAUAUAGUGUGUAACUUGGUGUUAAAUGACUUGACUAUUUGGUCAUGAUUAAAAUUAGGAUGAGCUACUAAGAUAGUUCUGAUAGUGUUAGUGGUAUGCAAUCUUGCAAUAUGAAUCAUGCAUGAUCAUGGUCUUUCAAAAGGAAAAAUUUAUUGUUUUCAGAUUAUUCUAACUUUUUUCUGAUUGCUACUUUAUUGUAUGGUAGUGUUACCACUAGUUGAAUGACAGUACUGUUUGUGUAUAAGAAUUCUUAUCGAGCUGAUCAAGUUUAUCUUAUGUUUUAUUUUUUAUUACAACCAUUUUGAUUGUAUGAGCCAAU